This is a messenger RNA of Spinacia oleracea (spinach), 1505 nucleotides long. RefSeq names its product pathogenesis-related genes transcriptional activator PTI6. Gene Ontology annotation, molecular function: DNA-binding transcription factor activity; DNA binding. Lineage: Eukaryota; Viridiplantae; Streptophyta; Magnoliopsida; Caryophyllales; Amaranthaceae. The transcript has a single exon. The record is from RefSeq and is a predicted model, not a curated record. Gene Ontology annotation, biological process: regulation of DNA-templated transcription. Bases 178 to 1125 code for a protein of 315 amino acids.
UUCCUUUCUCUCUCCUCACUCCCCACACUCUCUCUCUCCUCUCUCUUUAAUUCUUUUAAAUCUUUUCUUAAACCCCUUUGCCUUUGGGUUUAUCGUCAUCAUUUCUCUCAUUUCCCCUUUCUUAAUCACUCUAUAAUCCUCCAUUUUUUUCAUGUGAACAAUCUAUCAAACAAAAAGAUGAGAUCUUUGCCGACCGUUAAGUAUUCCGAACACCGGAGUGUCACCAAUAAGAUUUUCGAUUUGAGUUUUCCGUAUCCGAAAAUCGUCAGGAUUUCUGUUCGGGAUGACGAGGCAACUGAUUCUUCCGGUGACGAAGAUGAACCUACGUGCCGUACUCGAGUUGUGAAACAUGUUUCCGAGAUCCGUUUCCAAUUGGGUGACCCGGAACUCCCUAAGAAAACGGAGAAGACCGCUAAAACGGGAAAUGACCGGAGACAAACCGGCGCUCCCCGGAAAUACCGAGGGGUCCGUCAACGUCCUUGGGGAAAAUACGCUGCCGAGAUUCGAGAUCCGGCUACUAAGUCCAGGAAAUGGUUGGGAACUUUUGAGACCGCCGAAGAAGCUGCCGUUGUCUAUGAUGCAGCAGCCAUCCAAUAUCGUGGGCCCCUCGCUCUGACCAACUUCCCCCGGCCGCAACCGGUGGAAGUCACCGUGCCUUCACUUUCCGAGGAGGACUACGAAAUGGGCCAGAGGUUGUGCUCGCCUACCUCUGUUCUACAGUACCAUCAGGGAGGGGACGGGAAUGACGUGGAGGAGAGAGAAACUGAGAAGUUGAAAACAACCGGAAAAAGAGGUGGGCCCAGUAGUAGUAGUAGCAGCUUAACAACAAGCAGUAGCAGUUCCGAUUUGGUUGGUAGCCGGAAACCGGAAGAUCAGGUUAUGAGUUUACCGGGUGGUGAUUUGAUGGAGUUGGAUAUACCAUGUUUUUUGAAUGGGUUAUUUAGUUACGACGACGACGCGCCUAAAUCCAUAUUUUCGGUUGACGAUGGAUGGGGUCUUCUCGCUGAUUUCCCUCCGCUUGAUCAUGGUGAUCUCGAGGAUUUCUCUGCCCUUGAUUUAGAUUUCAACGGUGAUGAUUUCCUUCUCUCGGCGGGAUGCGAAGCAGAUGAUUAUCUUCUUUUGUGAAAUUGGUAAAAAAAAGUCAGAGAUUGAGGAAGGACGGAUUUUUCUCUAUUUAUUAAUUAUCACUAUUUAAAGUAAUUAGAGGGGUUUUGGCCAAAAGAUUUUCCCUAAACUAAUAUUAGUGGGUAAUUAAGGAAAGGAAGUUAAAUUAGCUAAACUAUGUUUGCUAGUACAUAGGAGAGUGUUCUCUCCCUAGCUUUUCUAAAUUCUAAGUGUGCAUAGGAUUAAGCUAGUACUAAUAACUAAUUAGGAUCAUUUUAUGCGAUUAGUGAUGAAUAUUGGACUUUUGGUUUGUAGCUUGGAAGAAACUAUUCUUUCAUUGCUGUCCAUUUUGGUAUUAAUUAAGUAUAUAUCUAUAUAUAUAUUUAAGUAUGGUAUUUUCA